GAAGCAACUGCAAAUGGCCAGUUCUCCGAUACCUUGAUAUUUUCUGAUACCAGACUGCGGAGGGUCUGAGGAGAACCCGCAAGUGAAACGGUUGGUGGCGAUAACUCCCUUCGUGGGAGAAGCCCGUCGUUAAACAGAAGAAGAAGAAGCAACAGGAGGUUGAGCUCGGUGGACAUGGCGGACGGCUGCAGCUCCCAAGUCGUAAGAUAAACGUCAAGGGAAGCGAAACCGAAGACGAGAGGCGGCUGCAGGAGGACCAGAACUUAUUUUGAUGUUACAUGGGUAGCCGGGGCUGCCCAGGACUGUAGUCGCCCCGACUGAAGCCGCAUGGCGUCCACUCAAGCCCGGAUAGGCCAGCAGGCCUUAGCGGUGCUGGAUGUGGCUCUGCGAGUUCCCUGUAUCUUUAUUAUCGACGCCAUUUUUAACUCUUACUAUGACCCUGGUUCGGGAUGGGCCGGGGCGAUGGGCAAGGUGUUGGUCAGAGUCAUGGGUGUCCUCAUCUCCAGCGUCGUGCUACUGCUCUCCCAGAAAGCCUUGUUCAAGUUCUACACUCUCUUCUUUGCCGUUCUCCUCGGCAUGGCGGCUGUCCUCAUCAACUACUACGCCACCUCUCACAUAGACUUCUACAGCGCCUACUACAAAGCAGCGCUGGGGUUCAGGUUACUGCCCAGAAACGGGCCAACGCUGUGGCUGGGCAUGGCCGCGGUGCAGCUCGUGUUUGGUGUGGGCUACGUGUUCCUUCUCAACCUCCAGUCUGUGUUUGCCGCGCUGGUGGUGCUGGACAUCAUGAUCCCUCUGUGGGGGCUGAUGAUCGAGCUUCCCGCAGACGUCAGGCAGCUGGUGGCCAUGUUCUCAGGCCUGGCGCUGGCUCUCAACACGGCUGUGUGCCUGGCCAUGAGGCUCAAAUGGUUCUACUAUUCGUGCCGGUACGUCUACCUGCUCGUACGGCACAUGUACAGGAUCUACGGGCUUCAGCUGCUGCUAGAGGACACAUGGAAGAGGAUCAGGUUCCCUGAUGUGCUGCGGGUGUUCUGGCUGACCCGGGUCACCGCCCAGGCGCUGAUCCUUGUCUAUGUGGUGCGGGCGGUGAGGAGGGAGAGCGGGGAUGCCACAGGAGGUGCCACAGAUGGGAGCUCUGACUCACAGGGUUACCUGCUGAGCUGGGAUGUGUUCUGGGAUUUGACGAGUAACCUGAUCAUCUCUGGCUGCGACUCCACACUCACUGUGCUGGGGAUGAGCGCUGUCAUCUCCUCCGUUGCGCACUACCUCGGCCUCAGCAUCCUGGCCUUCAUAGGUUCGACGGAGGAGGAGGACAAGCGUUUAGGCUUCGUGGCUCCUGUUCUGUUCUUCAUCCUAGCUCUGCAGACCGGCCUCAGCAGCCUGGACCCAGAGGAACGGCUGGUCCGUCUGAGCCGGAACAUGUGCCUUCUGCUGACGGCCAUCCUCCACUUCAUCCACGGCAUGACCGACCCCGUCCUGAUGUCCCUCAGCGCCUCCCACGUCUCCUCCUUUCGCCGCCAUUUCCCCGUCCUGCUGGUGUCGCUGGCGCUCUUUGUGCUGCCCGUGGCGCUCAGCUACGCCCUCUGGCACCACUACGCCCUCAACACCUGGCUCUUUGCCGUCACUGCCUUCUGUGUGGAGCUCUGCCUCAAGGUGGUGGUGUCGCUGACGGUCUACGGCCUCUUCAUGGCCGAUGGUUUCUCCAACGUCCUGUGGGAGAAGCUGGAUGACUACGUCUACUAUGUGCGCUCCACAGGCAACAUCAUUGAGUUCCUGUUCGGCGUCAUAAUGUUCGGAAACGGGGCGUACACCAUGAUGUUCGAGUCGGGCAGCAAGAUCCGCGCCUGCAUGAUGUGCCUGCACGCCUACUUCAACAUCUACCUGCAGGCCAAGAACGGCUGGAAGACCUUCAUCAACCGCCGCACAGCUGUCAAGAAGAUCAACUCCCUGCCGGAGAUGCGCGGGGACCAGCUGAGGGACAUCGAGGACGUGUGCGCCAUCUGCUACCAGGAGUUUGCCACCUCGGCCCGCAUCACGCCCUGCCACCACUAUUUCCACGCGCUGUGCCUGAGGAAGUGGCUCUACAUCCAGGACACGUGCCCCAUGUGCCACCAGAGAGUUUACGUCGAGGAGGAGAGCCGGGACAGAGCCGCCUUCUCAAACAACAACGGGGGCUACGCAGCGCCGCAGGACGCCGCUGCAGCAGCCCCGCCAGCACCGGGGGAAAACCAGCAUGGACAGCCGCCUGCUGAGCUGCCAGCUGAUGGAGCGGCAGCCGGCGCGCAGGCAGCAGGAGGACCGGGGGAGCUCAACAACGAGCUCCUGGAGGACAAUGACAGCAUAGAGUAUGACGAGGACGAGUGGGGGACUCAAAAUGGCAGCACGCCAAUAGAAGAAGACUAUAUCAAUGAUGACACUGACUCCACUGAGGACUGACGAGAGAAAAAUACAUAUAUCUUUAUUAUAUUUAAGUUAAAGAGAGUUAUAAAACACAACUUUAGCAUUUUAAUUUGUUCUUGAAAAAUGUCAGGGAUGUCAUUCUCUUUUUUCUUGUUAGUUUCUUUUCGUUUGAUUCUGAAUUUGGGUUUUACUCUAUAAGGGCUCGUGGAAAGAGUAACUGCUGCUCUCAUUCUGUGUGUCGAGUGAAUGUGUGUCUGUCUGUUUGUCUAUUGGGGCUGCAUGAUGUAGACCAAAAAGUCAUUCUGUCUUUUUUUUAUUUUAUUUUUUUUAUUUUCUUGGAGAUCCUGCAACAAAUCUCGCCAUGUGGACACAGCUGUCUGUACAGAAUUCAUUUCUCAAACGCCUCAAACCUGAUACACACCAGGAAGUGGAAAUAUCAGAUUUUCUGCAGCUCAGAGCACAACUCUGCCUUGUUGAGCAAACUUUUGAAGAAAGACGAGAAGCUACACCUAAGUCAAAUCACGACUUUGUUUAGAUUCUGUCACUUGUGCAGCCCUAAUGUAUAUUUGUGUGUGUGUGUGUGUGUGUAAGGAAAUGUGUAAUCGUGUGUGUGUGUGCCUGCCGACGUGUAAUGUGCUUAGACGAUGUCUUAAAGAUGCAGUUCUUUUCCUUUGUGGUGUUUAUAAUAGGGGAAACGCUGCAGUUUGUUAGUUUGUUAACGACAAACGUGUGGAGCGACAAAACAAAUUCAAGCUUAAAUUGAUCUGCAAGUCAGAAUUUGAGACACAAUUUGAGAGAAAAAAAAAGUGUAUUUUUGGGUUGAAACCUUCUGUCACUACUUCCUCCAGCUGGUUUGGCAGAUUCUUACGAAUCUGAGAAUAUACAGUACCAGUCCAAAGUUUGGAAACUUUCCCAUUCACUUGAAUGUGUCCAAACUACUGUAAUGUACUGCACUUUAAGGCUUCAGCAAGGUUUUUUUUUUUUUUGUUCUGUUCAGACCUGG
Molecule: messenger RNA, 3403 nt
Organism: Seriola dumerili (greater amberjack)
Lineage: Eukaryota; Metazoa; Chordata; Actinopteri; Carangiformes; Carangidae
Gene: rnf139
Product: ring finger protein 139
Exons: 6
Coding region: 328-2436 (702 amino acids)
Biological process (GO): ERAD pathway
Cellular component (GO): endoplasmic reticulum; endomembrane system
Molecular function (GO): zinc ion binding; ubiquitin protein ligase activity
Source: RefSeq, a predicted model, not a curated record